Phycomyces blakesleeanus NRRL 1555(-) is the source of this 486-nucleotide messenger RNA. RefSeq lists its product as hypothetical. NCBI's taxonomy places the organism in Eukaryota, Fungi, Mucoromycota, Mucoromycetes, Mucorales, Phycomycetaceae. The record is from RefSeq and is a predicted model, not a curated record. Bases 1 to 486 code for a protein of 161 amino acids. The transcript has 4 exons.
AUGAGGGGACGUAACCAGUUUAUUCGAAGCGUUGUUGAAAAGAUUUUUUUUUGUUUUGGGCGCGUCACAGUAAAGACUGGUUUUGUAUACAGUUCUGCCUGGACACUAUUGGGUGCGGACCAGACGGUUUUGAGACUAUUGGGUGCGGACCAGACGGUUUUGAAGACUAUUGGGUGCGGACCAGACGGUUUUGGAGACUAUUGGAAAAGAGACCGAGUUUAUUUGACUAAAGUGAAAGACACAAGAAUAAGAAGAGUUUGGUGUGAUAAACAAGAUAUUUCAAAAUAUAUGAAAAUACGAAGUGUACUUAUGAAAAUGGUGAUAUAUGACACUACAAGUAUAAAGAAUGCUAUCAGUAUUUGUGCCGAUUUUGAAAGCGUUGUGACGUUGGGUUUGGCCCAGAUCAAAAAAGAAAACAAUAUUGUGGUUGCCACCGCCGAUUUUGAAAGCGUUGUGAUGUUGGUUUUGGCCCAGGUCAAAAGAUAA